UGAGUGCCUCGCGCGAGACGCUGCACGGUGCUGCGCCGUCUGCUGCGCCGCCUGCGCCGCCCUUCCACAUGGGGUGGCUCACGACGCUCUUCUCUCCUCAGCAGCGGGCGCUCGGCCUCGCUGUCCGGCGAGGAGACACGCGCGGUUUCUUGCGCGCACUCGACUCGGCGAUGAGUGGCAAGCUCGGUGUCAUGGGCGGUUUCCUCGACGGCACGGCCGCCUAUGUCCUCUCGUUCACGUGGCACCAGCUGCUCUCCAUCUACAUCUUCAACCUCCACCCUCGCCCGUGGGGCGGUGGUGGAGAGCAAGCCUCGUCAAUCGCGAUGCUGCGCUUCGCGGCGGGUCUGUGCGUCGUCGCCGGGCUCGUCCAGCACCUCGCGCGCUCGUCUGUAUGCGCGUCGCUGCCGGGCGCGGAGACGGUCCCGUCCAUGACGGGCAUGCUGGCCGGCUGGGCGGGUGGCGAUACCUUUCUGCAGCUGUUUCGAGAGCUUCGCGCAGCGCGGCCCGAGCUCUGCGACAUGCCGGCGGCGCUCAACGGGACAGCGGCAGCCGAAGCACUGGAGGCGCCGGACUGCACGCGGCUCAACCUCGCUCUGGCGGCGCUCGUGACGGUGGGCUCGACGCUGCUCAUCACGCUGCUCAAGCCCUUCACGCAGUCGGUCGAGUGCGGCAGCGGGAGGGUCGUCGACUGGCUCGAGGACUGGGUCGAGUCGAUCUGGCAGCUGGUCUCCAAGGCGGCAGCCACUACGGUGAUGGUCGUCUGGACGUCCGUCCUCACAAAGAUGGAGCUGCACGGCGUCGAGCCCGACCAGGGCGGCGUGACGACCCGUAUCUACAUCUUUUGGGCAAUCUCGAUCACCGCGGUCGGGUCAGCGGUGGCGACUUGGCUGGAGGCGAUGGAGGAGUACUUCGUCGCAGAGGGCGCGGAGGCGACGGCGGCGGCGGCGGCGGCGCGCGACGGCGAGCCGGAGCUGGGCGAGCGAGCGAACACGGCUCGCGUGGCGGCGCUGGAGAUGAAGGCAAAGAAGGACGAGGCGCUGGUCGAGUUCUCCAACCUCGCGCAGGCCACGCUCGGGUGGGUAGCGGGCUGCGCGUGGACGGACGUCGUGUGCGACCUCGUCCCCACCCUGUACGCCAAGCCGACGCUGCACGUCGCGCUGCAGAACCUCGCCGUCACUCUCGCCCUCACCGCCGGAUGCGUCCUCUGGCUCUGCCUUGUCGGCGGCGGCGACGGCGCCAUCUCGAAGGACCGCGCCCAGUCAGAGAGGGCUUUCAUCUCGGGCGCGAUGGCCUUCUUUGUCGGAUGGGGAUGGGUCCUCGUCUUGCGCGACACGUUCGUCCCCUUUGGCUGGCUCAUCGACGAGCAGGUGGAGUCGCUGGUCGCUCGAGGCGAGGGAGCGCAGCGCGCGGCGCCGCCGGGCGCCUCCUCCGUCUCUGCGAUGGCGGGUCGCUUCCUCGCCCGCGACGGGCAGGGCGCCACUCUCGCCGUGCUGCUCUUCGCUCCCGCCAUGACGGUCCUCUUCUUCCUCGUCAAGGCGCGGCUGCUCGAGCUGAGCCGGAGGUCGCGAGGCCUCGAGCAAACCUACUCCGAGCUCUCGCUCUCCUUCGCCGACUUCUCAACGAAGAGGCGUGGCGCGCCCGCACCGCCAGCAGCCCGCGGCUACAACCGCCUCUCUGACGCCGAGGCGCCGGCGAUCGCCGCGGCCGCUGCUGCGAGGCCGCCGGCAUUCGGCGCAGCGCCGGCGGCGCGGCCGCCGGCCGGGAAGGAGCGAACGAGAACGGCGGCCACGGCGUCUGCGCCACCUGCUGUGAAGCCCAAGCGCCGGUAUGGCCUCGUGCCGCUUUCCGUGCGCGGAUUCGGCGGCAAGAAGGGGAAGAGGUAGCUCUAGAGAAAGACGGCUAGAUAUAGACGGGUCGGCACCCAGAUGAUCAUGGGUACUCAUGCGCUGUGGCCGCUCUGUACACACGCAUUGGACACAGACACAUACAUGAACAUGAUAGACACCUCACAACAGCGCAGCUUUCAUGUCGGUGUCCAUGUCCUAUUAUAACACAGACACACACACCGUGUGUGCGUGUAGCUCUACCUCUAGGUGUAUAGCUCUACAUUUGCACCACAUGGUGCCACAC
This is a messenger RNA of Emiliania huxleyi CCMP1516, 2130 nucleotides long. RefSeq lists its product as hypothetical. The transcript is spliced from 9 exons. NCBI's taxonomy places the organism in Eukaryota, Haptophyta, Isochrysidales, Noelaerhabdaceae. The coding region runs from base 69 to 1883 and encodes 604 amino acids. The record is from RefSeq and is a predicted model, not a curated record.